Fukomys damarensis (Damara mole-rat) is the source of this 2189-nucleotide messenger RNA. It is a transcript of the gene Amt, whose product is annotated as aminomethyltransferase. Gene Ontology annotation, biological process: glycine catabolic process. Gene Ontology annotation, cellular component: mitochondrion. Bases 43 to 1599 code for a protein of 518 amino acids. NCBI's taxonomy places the organism in Eukaryota, Metazoa, Chordata, Mammalia, Rodentia, Bathyergidae. The transcript has 9 exons. Gene Ontology annotation, molecular function: protein binding; aminomethyltransferase activity. The record is from RefSeq and is a predicted model, not a curated record.
CCCCCCCACCACAUUCUUCCUCUUACCCGCCCGAAUUCCCGAAUGUGCGAUUCAAGCCUUCCAGCUCUUUGUGGAACUUUGGCCCUUUGGAGGCAGGGCAGUUCAUUAAGGGGAGGUCUGACCCCCCAGCUCCUCAGCUCCGGUUCUGCCCAAUCCACUCUGGACUACGUGAGUCGCCUGAUUACCCUGAGGGAAGAGACGGAGGCUUUGGGGGAAAUCCCAGCACUUUCUACUCUAGGUCCCAGCUUGCCCUUAGGGCUUCCCAUCUCCUUAUCUAAACCUGUUUGCACUAGAGAGACCUGUCUCACCAGGAGCUCGGACUACAUCUCCCGGCGUGCCUGGCAGAGUGGUGGCCUGUGUGUGCCGUCUGCAGUUGCUGCAGGCACAAUGCAGCGAGCCGCGAGCCUGGCUUCUCCUCUGAGCUUUCGCCGGCUAGCACUUCCCGCAGCCCUGAGUCGUUCACUCAGUUGUGCACAGGAUGUACUCCGCAGGACUCCACUCUAUGACUUCCAUCUAGCCCAUGGCGGGAGAAUGGUGGCGUUUGCAGGAUGGAAUCUGCCUGUGCAAUACCGGGACAGCCAUGUGGAUUCGCACUUGCACACACGUCAGCACUGCUCACUCUUUGAUGUGUCUCACAUGCUGCAGACCAAGAUCUUUGGUUGUGACCGAGUGAAACUGAUGGAGAGUCUAGUGGUUGGAGACAUUGCGGAGCUAAAGCCAAACCAGGGGACACUGUCGCUGUUUACCAAUGACGCUGGAGGCAUCUUGGACGACCUGAUUGUGACCAGUACUUCUGAGGGAUACCUGUAUGUGGUGUCGAAUGCUAGCUGCUGGGACAAGGACUUGACCCUCAUGCAGGACAAGAUCAGGGAGCUUCAGAGCAAGGGCAGUGAUGUGAGCCUGGAGGUAGUGGAUAAUGCUCUCCUAGCCCUGCAAGGCCCCACUGCAGCUCAGGUGCUACAGGCUGGUGUGGCAGAGGACCUGAGGAAACUGCCCUUCAUGACCAGUGCUGUGAUGGAGGUGUUUGGUGUAUCUGGCUGUCGAGUAACUCGCUGUGGCUACACAGGAGAGGAUGGUGUGGAGAUUUCUGUGCCAGUAGCUGGGGCAGUCCAUGUGGCAAUGGCUCUGAUGCAAAACCCAGAGGUGAAACUUGCAGGGCUGGCAGCCCGGGACAGUUUGCGCCUGGAGGCAGGCCUCUGUCUAUAUGGAAAUGACAUUGAUGAACAUACCACACCUGUGGAAGGAAGCCUCAGUUGGACAUUGGGGAAGCGCCGCCGAGUUACUAUGGACUUCCCAGGAGCCACUGUCAUUGUUCCCCAGCUGAAGGGCAAGGUGGAGCGGAAGCGUGUGGGGUUGAUAUGUGAGGGAGCCCCGAUGCGGGCACACAGCCCCAUCCUAUGCACAGAAGGCACCGUGAUUGGUACUGUGACCAGUGGCUGUCCAUCACCCUGCCUGAAAAAGAACGUGGCGAUGGGUUAUGUACCCUACAAGUAUAGUUGGCCAGGGACACAGUUGCUUGUGGAGGUGCGGCGAAAGCAGCAGAUGGCCAUUGUCAGCAAAAUGCCCUUUGUGCCCACAAACUACUACACUCUCAAGUGAAGAUGGCCGGGGCAGGGUCCGCCCCUCCAGUCUUGCCCUGGGACACAAUUCUACAGAGCUUAGUCAAGACAAGGCAGAACUAUCGAAGGGGCAAGCAGCUGAGUAAAGCUUGGGCUGCCCCCAACACAGGCUCCUCUAACUUUAGGACCACAUUUCUGAUUGACCAGCUUACUCAAUGCCCCGUUUCUGCCCGAUUCCACUGAUACCACUCUGCCAGGUGCUGUUGUGGCGCAAAUGCUCACCUUUGUGAGUGGGUAACAUCUGGCCAACCUACCUCACUAUGGUUUCUCAUCUUUCAAAGAUGGGCAGUGUAGCAUUAGGCCAUCUCCUCUACUUUACUUUCCAUGAAUGCAAACUGGCCCCUCCACUGGACAGGAAUGAUCGCUGACUCAUCAGAGCAUUGACUCAGUUAUUCCUUUAUGUAAACAGGGACAGCUGAGCAGAUGUAGACUCUCUUCCAUUCCCAUUGGCUCAGCUACUGCCCAGUAGUAAAUCAUGGCAUGCUUACCACCUGGGCUGACCUUUGCCCCAGGGCCUAUAACUGGACUUUACUGACUCUAGAAAAAAAUUAAACAAGAUUCCUUCCUUAC